Molecule: messenger RNA, 4854 nt
Organism: Lactuca saligna
Lineage: Eukaryota; Viridiplantae; Streptophyta; Magnoliopsida; Asterales; Asteraceae
Source: the annotation of a GenBank genome assembly
GUCGUUUUUUGCAGUAUAUCUCCGAUGAACCGCAACCAGCACUACCCACAAUCCUCGACGAUUGAAAAACGACGUCGUAAAGCCGUCUGAUACGCAGACAAUUCGAACAAAAACAAGAUGGAAUCAGAGAAACCUCAGUCUCCCAGUCAACUUUCUCGUCCUCCUUUUUUGCUUUCUUUAACACAGAUUACAGAGAGCGAAAUCUCAACGAGCUCAACAAGAAUCUAUUCAUACUUCCCCGGAUCGAUGAACUUAAGUUGUAAUUUCUUUAUGGUUUUAGGAUUUUGAGGGUGUCAAUUUCGAACUAGGGGUUUUUUGUUGUGAGGGUUUGCGAGAUUGUAAAUAUGAUGGUAUCAAGAGGUUUAUUUGGUUGGUCACCGCCGCGGCAACAGCCGCUAACGCCGGUGUCGGAGGUGUCGGAGUGUCCGUCUCCUUACGUAGACACAAGUAACGAUGCGGUUCCUACAGAAAUUGAUGAUGUAAUGGAGGAGACGGAGGAGAUCGAGCAGCCUCCGGAAACAGUGCCGUUUUCGAGGCUGUUCGCGUGUGCUGAUAGGUUUGAUUGGGUGCUUAUGGUAGUUGGAUCGGUUGCUGCGGCGGCGCAUGGGACUGCGCUUGUGGUUUACUUGCAUUAUUUUGCUAAGAUCAUUCAGUUGUUGAGUCAUGGCGAUGAGAGUUCGGAUUUGCUUUUUCAUAGGUUCAAAGAGCUUGCUCUGACCCUUCUUUAUAUUGCUGGUGGUGUUUUUGCUGCUGGUUGGAUAGAGGUUUCAUGUUGGAUUCUUACCGGAGAAAGGCAGACAGCUGUUAUUAGGUCUAGAUAUGUCCAAGUACUUCUAAAUCAAGACAUGAGUUUCUUCGACACAUAUGGCAACAAUGGUGACAUUGUGAGUCAAGUAUUAAGUGAUGUAUUGCUUAUCCAGUCUGCACUUAGUGAAAAAGUUGGUAAUUAUAUCCAUAACAUGGCUACAUUCUUCAGUGGGCUUGCAAUUGGAUUCCUCAACUGUUGGCAAAUUGCUGGGCUGACUUUAUUAACUGGCCCCUUUAUAGUGGCUGCAGGAGGAAUAUCAAAUAUAUUUCUCCAUAGACUUGCUGAGAAUAUUCAAGAUGCUUAUGCUGAAGCAGCUAGUGUUGCUGAACAGGCGUUUUCUUACAUGAGGACAUUAUACGCAUUCACAAACGAAACACUAGCAAAAUACUCAUAUGCAGCUUCACUACAAGCUACAUUAAGAUAUGGUAUUCUAAUAAGUCUUGUACAAGGGUUAGGACUUGGGUUCACAUAUGGGCUUGCAAUUUGCUCUUGUGCUUUACAGCUUUAUGUUGGAAGAUUUUUAGUUAUACACAAAUAUGCUCAUGGGGGCGAAAUUGUCACAGCUCUUUUUGCUGUUAUCUUAAGUGGGCUUGGGUUGAAUCAAGCAGCUACAAAUUUUUAUUCAUUUGAGCAAGGAAGGAUUGCAGCAUAUAGACUCUUUGAGAUGAUUGCUCGUUCAUCAUCCAGUGUUGAUAAUGAGGGAAACAUUCUUGAUUCUGUUCAAGGGAAUAUUGAGUUUAGAAAUGUUUAUUUUAGUUAUUUGUCACGUCCUGAGAUACCGAUUUUGAGUGGCUUUUAUCUCACUGUUCCUGCUAAGAAAACUGUGGCACUUGUUGGAAGAAAUGGAUCUGGUAAAAGUAGCAUUAUUCCACUUAUGGAACGGUUUUAUGAUCCUACAUUAGGUGAAGUUCUUCUAGAUGGAGAGAACAUCAAGAACCUGAAAUUGGAAUGGCUAAGGAGUCAAAUUGGUUUAGUCACUCAAGAGCCUGCAUUACUAAGCUUAAGUAUCAGGGACAACAUUGCCUAUGGGAGAGAUGCCACAUCACUUCAAAUUGAAGAUGCAGCUAAAACAGCUCAUGCACAUACAUUCAUUAGCUCACUUGAAAAAGGAUACGAUACACAGGUAGGUAGGGCUGGUUUAUCUUUAACAGAAGAACAGAAGAUAAGACUUUCUGUUGCAAGGGCAGUGCUUUCGAAUCCUUGUAUUCUUCUUCUUGAUGAGGUGACAGGUGGACUUGAUUUUGAAGCUGAAAGAUCUGUUCAGGAGGCUUUGGAUUUGUUAAUGUUGGGUCGUUCAACCAUUAUAAUUGCUAGAAGGCUUUCUUUAAUUAAAAAUGCUGAUUUUAUAGCUGUGAUGGAGGAAGGUCAGUUAAUGGAGAUUGGGACACAUGAUGAACUUAUAGCUUCAGAUGGGUUAUAUGCAGAGCUUUUAAGAUGUGAAGAAGCAGCUAAACUCCCAAAAAGGAUGCCUGCAAGAACCCACAACGAGACCUCAACAUUCCAAAUCGAAAAAGAUUCCACUUCACAAGAACCAUCAUCUCCCAAAUUUACGAAAUCGCCCUCACUUCAGCGAGCCUCCAACCUACACACAGCAAGAUCUCCAGAUUCCAAUUACAACUCACACGGAUCUCCAAAAAAAACAGUUGAAAAUGGAACAGAAAACCCGCCACCAAUAAAAAGACAAGACAGUUUCGAGAAAAGAUUACCAAAUUUACCAAAAAUCGAUGUCCAUUCAAUCCCACGUCAAACAUCACUCAAUUCUGACCCCGAAUCACCAAUUUCACCACUGUUGACAUCUGAUCCGGAUAAUGAAAGGUCACAUUCACAAACUUUCAGUCGACUUAAUUCUCGUUCUGAUCACCAUCCGGUCAAAGUCAAAGUCAAAGUCAAAUCAGUGAAGGAGAAGAAAGAUAGAAAAGAUCCGCCAUCAAUGUGGAGGCUUGUGGAACUUAGCUUUGCUGAAUGGCUUUAUGCUGUUUUGGGAAGCAUUGGUGCUGCGAUUUUCGGUGCUUUUAACCCUCUUCUUGCGUAUGUAAUCGCCCUAGUUGUCACAGAAUAUUACAAAAAUGACACCCACAGACAUACGCGAAAUGAAGUGGAUAAAUGGUGCUUAAUUAUCGCAUGCAUGGGUGUUGUUACUGUAGUAGCAAAUUUUUUGCAGCAUUUCUAUUUUGGGAUAAUGGGGGAGAAAAUGACUGAACGAGUUAGGAGAAUGAUGUUUUCUGCAAUGCUUAGGAAUGAAAUUGGGUGGUUUGAUGAGGAAGAGAACAGUGCUGAUACAUUGUCAAUGCGGUUAGCAAAUGAUGCAACUUUUGUGAGAGCUGCUUUUAGCAACCGACUUUCUAUUUUUAUACAAGAUGUUAUGGCUGUUCUUGUGGCACUGCUGAUUGGGAUGCUUUUAGAAUGGCGGCUGGCUUUAGUGGCUCUGGCUACAGUACCUGUUCUUACUGUUUCCGCUAUUGCUCAGAAACUAUGGCUAGCUGGAUUCUCAAAAGGCAUCCAAGAAAUGCACAGAAAAGCAUCAUUAGUCCUCGAAGAUUCCGUUAGAAACAUUUACACUGUAGUCUCGUUUUGCGCCGGAAACAAAGUAAUGGAGCUUUACCGCUUCCAACUCCACAAAAUCUUCACAAAAAGCUUCCUCCACGGCCUAACAAUCGGCUUCGCCUUCGGAUUCUCCCAAUUCCUUCUCUUCGCCUGCAACGCCUUCCUCCUUUACUACACCGCACUCUCAAUCAAAAACCAUCACGUCAACCUCCCAACCGCUAUCAAAUCCUACAUCGUCUUUUCGUUUUCCACUUUUGCCCUUGUCGAGCCUUUCGGUCUCGCCCCUUACAUUCUCAAAAGACGAAAAUCCCUAACCUCCGUAUUCGAAAUAAUCGACCGAAUUCCCAAAAUCGACCCCGACGACCCCACCGCGUUAAAACCACCAAACGUCUACGGCUCCAUCGAGUUGAAAACCAUCGACUUUUCCUACCCGACGCGCCCCGACAUCCUCGUACUAAACAAUUUUUCCCUCAAAGUAACCGGCGGGACAACCGUCGCGGUUGUCGGCGUCUCCGGAUCCGGUAAAAGCACGAUCAUUUCGUUAAUCGAACGGUUCUACGAUCCGGUUUCUGGAAGCAUCACGUUAGACGGACGCGAUUUAAAACAAUUCAACCUCCGAUGGUUGCGAAACCACCUCGGCGUAAUCCAACAAGAACCCGCGAUUUUCUUAACAACGAUUAAAGAGAAUAUAAUCUACGCGCGACAUAACGCGAGCGAGGCGGAGAUCAAGGAAGCCGCGAGGAUUGCUAACGCGCACCAUUUCAUAAGCAACUUGCCGCACGGGUACGACACGCAUGUGGGGAUGCGAGGGGUGGAGUUGACCCCGGGUCAAAAGCAGCGGAUCGCGAUAGCGAGGGUGGUUUUGAAAAACGCGCCGAUUUUGUUGUUGGACGAGGCGAGUUCGGCGAUUGAGAGUGAGUCGAGUCGGGUGGUUCAAGAGGCGCUUGAUACGUUGGUUAUGGGGAAUAAAACGACGAUUUUGAUAGCGCAUAGAGCGGCUAUGAUGAGACAUGUUGAUAAUAUUGUUGUGAUUAAUGGUGGGAGGAUUGUUGAGGAAGGUGGGCAUGAUUCUUUGAUGGAGAAGAAUGGUUUGUAUGUGAGGUUAAUGCAACCUCAUUUUGGGAAGGGUGUACGUCAACAUAGGCUUCUUUAGGGUUUGUAGAUUGAAUGAGAUUCGAGGAGAGAGUAUUCUUUUGGAGGCGAAGGAAGCUUCGUGGUAUAUUGAUUUUUGUUGGUUGUAGAAGAAUGGUUGUGUACUUGUGUUUGUUUAUUUUUGAUGAUUUUUUUUAUAGAUUUGUAUAUGCAAGUUGAUACAGGCUAAAAAUGGAGGAAGUAAUGGUAGUAUUGUAAUUCUUUGUGUAUAUAAAGAGACUUGGAAUCCUUUCAACUUGCUCUUGUUUUGGUCUUUAUUAAUUCAAUCAUUUUUAUAUUUUUGUUAUGACUUAUGAGAAUCUGGUUUAUAUGGGUGUGUUUGUAAUUUAAAUCUGUUGAUGGAAGAGUGG